Messenger RNA from Trematosphaeria pertusa, 590 nucleotides. Its product is annotated as endosulphine family protein. The transcript is spliced from 3 exons. The record is from RefSeq and is a predicted model, not a curated record. Gene Ontology annotation, molecular function: protein phosphatase inhibitor activity. Lineage: Eukaryota; Fungi; Ascomycota; Dothideomycetes; Pleosporales; Trematosphaeriaceae. The coding region runs from base 90 to 500 and encodes 136 amino acids. Gene Ontology annotation, cellular component: cytoplasm.
CAUUUCCCACCUCCUCGCACACAACAACCCCCUCUGUCCGCCCACGUCAUUUGCAUUCCGCUGCCUACCGACCAUCCGCAUCCGCAACAAUGAACCCGCACCAGCAGAACAAGGUGGACAUCAGCAAACUGUCCCCGGACGAGGCACGCCUCUUCCGCCUCUACGGGAAGCUGCCCAACAAGAAGGACCUGCUGCAGAACAAGCUCAAGGAGCGCAAGUACUUCGACAGCGGCGACUACGCUCUCUCCAAAGCCGGCAAAGCCUCAGAUAUCGGCGUCACCCAAAUCGGCCGCGAGCACCCGGUGCCCGAGAAGAUCCCGCACAUCGCUCCGCCAUCGUAUAACGAUAACAGGCAGCAGAACGGCCAGGACAAGGGCCAUGGCGGCGGCAGCCCAGUCAAGGAGCACACGUUCCUGCACCGCGAAACGAGCCUGAAUCGAGAAACGUCCGCCGAAGAUAUCGAGAAGGAGGAGCAAGACGACGAGUCGGCGAAGGCAUAGGCGCUGUGGAGCCCUGUCUCACAUGCGUUGUUUUCUCCGUCAUCGAAUUUGUCCAGCUUAAUUCGGAGGCUGCGUCCAAAAUGUGGCUGU